AAUAGCAGUCACAAUACGGUCCUCGCACUGCGGGCAAAGGUGGGAUGUCUCGCCCUUGUUGUUUUUUCCCUAUCAGCCAGGUUUCGCAAAAAAGAUACUGAACGACCAUGAUCGGAUUAAAAGGCACACUCAAUGUCAUUGAUAAUUCUGGUGCUACCAUCGUCGAAUGCAUUCGUGUUAUGAGCGGUGCUCGUUUCGCUAGAGCAGGCGACGAGAUCGUUUGUGUUGUUAAACGUGCUAGACCCAUCAAUCCCAGUUUAAUUGGUACACAAGCUGCAUCACAAAAGGUGAAAAAGGGUGAUGUCAAACAUGCUUUGGUCGUCCGCACAAAGAAAGAAAUGUCGCGACCCGAUGGUCGUUAUAUUCGAUUCGACGAUAACGCUUGUAUCUUGCUGAACCAGAAGAAAGAACCUCUAGGCACUCGUGUGUUGGGUGUGGUGGCUGCUGAACUGAGGCAGAAGAACUGGAUGAAGGCUGUAUCACUUGCACCAAGAAUCAUCUAAACUUAUAGAAGCAAACAAUAUCAUUCACCCACUAUAAUGUGUGUAUUAAAUCAUCAUCCCCCUCCAAAAGAAAGAAGAAUCACAAAUUAAAGUCCUACUCCUUGACUUGCUAUUUCUGGA
Messenger RNA from Radiomyces spectabilis, 623 nucleotides. RefSeq names its product 50S ribosomal protein L14. Gene Ontology annotation, molecular function: large ribosomal subunit rRNA binding; structural constituent of ribosome. The record is from RefSeq and is a predicted model, not a curated record. Gene Ontology annotation, cellular component: mitochondrial large ribosomal subunit; ribosome. Bases 108 to 503 code for a protein of 131 amino acids. The transcript has 2 exons. NCBI's taxonomy places the organism in Eukaryota, Fungi, Mucoromycota, Mucoromycetes, Mucorales, Radiomycetaceae. Gene Ontology annotation, biological process: translation.